AUGGGGGCGGGAGGGGGCGGUGGACACCAUCCCCAGGGCGGACAUGCGCCCAGGGAUCCAGGACCAUCGUCGCUAUUCAUCCUCUCCGAGGAGAACAUCAUCAGACGCUAUACUAGGUUCAUCAUCGAGUGGCCUCCUUUCGAAUAUGCGGUACUCUUGACAAUCAUAGCCAACUGCAUCGUGCUGGCACUGGAAGAACAUUUGCCUUUUCAUGACAAAACUGUAUUGGCACAAAAACUGGAGAGAACAGAAGUUUAUUUUCUUGGGAUAUUUUGCGUCGAAGCAUCUUUAAAAAUCUUAGCGUUAGGUUUUGUUUUGCAUCGCGGCUCUUAUUUAAGGAACAUCUGGAACAUCAUGGAUUUUUUCGUCGUACUUACUGGGUUUCUCACCAUGUUUCCUCAAGAUAUCAUAGCGGUGGACUUGCGCACAUUGCGGGCAAUCAGAGUACUGAGACCGCUCAAGCUAGUCUCUGGCAUCCCUAGCCUGCAAGUGGUUCUCAAGUCCAUUAUCAAAGCUAUGGCACCGUUGCUGCAGAUCGGAUUGUUGGUGUUGUUCGCUAUCGUGAUCUUCGCCAUAAUCGGAUUGGAGUUCUACUCCGGAGCUCUGCAUCGAACGUGCUAUAGUCUCUAUGAUAUCGAUGAGAUCGUGAAAGAAGGUGAUGAAGAGGUGCCUUGUAAUACGGACAAUGAGACUCAAGCGAGGGCGCAGGGCAGCAACUGGUGUCGGGAUGGCAACUCCGUCUGCUUAGAACGGUGGCAGGGUCCCAACAACGGGAUCACAUCCUUUGAUAACAUCGGUUUUGCCAUGUUGACGGUGUUCCAGUGCAUUACCAUGGAAGGGUGGACGGCCAUUCUCUACUGGAUGAAUGACGCCAUAGGAAACUUCUUCAAUUGGAUGUAUUUCGUUCCGCUCAUAGUCCUAGGAUCUUUUUUUAUGUUGAACUUGGUUCUUGGUGUUCUGAGCGGUGAGUUCGCCAAAGAGAGAGAAAAAGUUGAAAACCGCCAGGAGUUCCUGAAGCUGAGGAGAGCGGCACAACUGGAAAGAGAGCUGAAUGGUUACGUUCAGUGGAUAUGCAAAGCAGAGGAAGUAAUAUUAGCGGAGGAACGAACAACAGAAGAAGAGAAAAUGCACAUAAUGGAAGCUAGAAGAAGAGCCGCGAAAAAGAAGAAACUGAAGAAAAUGGGCAAGAGCAAAAGCACGGACACUGAAGAGGAACAGGAAGAGGAAGACGUGGCAGAUGAUGAAUCAAAGAAAACGCUAAAAGGUUUCGGGAAGACGAGCUACCUCAAGUCUCGAGCCAAGGGUCAGGGUGGCUGUGCUAGUUUCUGGAGGGCUGAAAAGAGAUUCCGGUUUUGUAUUCGACACACCAUCAAAACGCAAUGGUUCUACUGGUCCGUUAUAGUGUUGGUGUUCUUCAAUACAUUGUGUGUAGCAGUGGAGUUCCAUGGACAGCCUCAGUGGCUCAGUGAUUUUUUAUAUUAUGCGGAGUUCGUCUUCCUAGGCUUGUUCAUGUCAGAGAUGUUCAUCAAGAUCUACGCGUUAGGUCCGCGCAUCUACUUUGAAUCCGCCUUCAACCGAUUUGACUGUGUUGUCAUCACAGGAUCGAUCUUCGAAGUCAUCUGGUCAUCAGUUAAGGGCGGCUCAUUCGGUCUUUCUGUACUCAGGGCAUUAAGGUUGCUGAGAAUAUUUAAGGUUACUAAAUACUGGUCAUCACUCCGUAAUUUGGUUAUUUCGUUACUGAAUUCUAUGCGUUCAAUCAUCUCAUUAUUGUUCCUUCUUUUCCUGUUCAUCUUGAUAUUCGCCCUACUGGGCAUGCAGCUGUUUGGAGGUCAAUUUAACUUCGAUUCAGGAACACCACCAGCAAAUUUCAACACGUUUCCAAUCGCUUUGUUGACUGUAUUUCAGAUUCUUACUGGGGAAGAUUGGAACGAGGUGAUGUACAACGGUAUAAACGCAUUGGGUGGUCCAAGCACUGCGAUGAUAUACUCGUUAUAUUUCAUUAUUUUGAUGUUGUUUGGUAACUACACCCUGCUGAACGUAUUCUUGGCUAUCGCCGUUGACAACUUGGCCAACGCGCAAGAACUGACCGCUGCUGAAGAAGAACAGGCUGAAGAAAAUAAAGAGAAACAAGCUUUAGAACUAGAAAAGGAGAUGGAAGCACUGCAAAUGGAGGGAUCCAAUCCCAGGGUGGAAGUAUGUCCGCCAAGUCCACCCAGGGGUCGGAAAAAGAAAGACGAGAAACCUGAAGAAGAGGAAGAAAUAGUGGGACCCAAGCCUAUGCUGCCGUAUUCCAGCAUGUUCGUACUGUCCUCCACAAAUCCGGUACGUCGUGGCGCGCAUUGGGUGGUGAACCUACGUUACUUCGACUUCUUCAUCAUGGUGGUGAUCUGUUUGUCUUCAAUGGCGCUGGCCGCCGAAGACCCGGUGGACGAGCACUCCUUUCGCAACUUCAUCCUGGACAAGUUCGAUUACGCCUUCACUAGCGUUUUCGCCGUUGAGAUGUUGCUGAAGGUCGUCGAUCUGGGGAUCAUCCUGCAUCCGGGCUCCUAUUUGAGGGAAGUUUGGAAUAUCAUGGACGCCGUUGUAGUCAUUUGCGCAUUGGUGUCGAUGGGUUUUGACUUCGCGAAACGUCCAGAGGCGGCGAACUUGUCGACGAUAAAAUCGCUGCGAGUGCUUCGCGUAUUGCGACCGUUAAAAACGAUCAAACGAGUGCCGAAGCUCAAAGCAGUGUUUGACUGUCUAGUGAACUCUUUAAAAAAUGUGAUAAACAUUCUGAUAGUGUACAUAUUGUUCCAAUUUAUAUUUGCUGUGAUCGCCGUACAACUGUUUAACGGAAAAUUUUUCUACUGUACUGAUGCUAGUAAAUUUACCGAACCUACGUGCCAGGGGCAGUAUUUUGUAUAUGAGGAAGACAGUGAUGUACCUCAGGUAGAAAAUCGGGAAUGGCUGCCUCAAAAAUUUCAUUACGAUAAUGUUCCGAUGGCUAUGCUGACAUUAUUCGCCGUGCAAACUGGAGAAGGCUGGCCUCAGGUUCUCCAGAAUUCGAUGGCGGCCACGUAUGAAGAUCAAGGCCCGAUUCAGAAUUUUCGAAUCGAAAUGUCCAUUUUCUACAUUGUAUAUUUCGUAGUGUUCCCGUUCUUCUUUGUAAAUAUAUUCGUUGCCUUGAUCAUCAUAACAUUCCAGGAGCAGGGCGAGGCAGAACUGCAGAGUGGAGAAAUAGAUAAGAAUCAAAAAUCGUGUAUAGACUUUACGAUACAAGCUCGUCCAUUAGAAAGGUAUAUGCCGAAUAAAAGAAACAGCUUAAAGUACAAAAUAUGGAGGAUUGUCGUAUCUACGCCGUUUGAGUAUUUCAUCAUGAUGCUCAUCGUUUUUAAUACUUUAUUGCUGAUGAUGAAGUACGACAAGCAAGAUGAAAUGUACACGAAAGUCCUUAAGUACCUCAACUGGGGUUUCACGGGCAUGUUUACCGUCGAGUGUAUCCUCAAGAUACUUGCAUUUGGCGUCAGGUAUCACGAGAGUCCACCCCUAUUGUCUGACAUCCUCGCCGUCAUGAACAUACUAUUUACGUUCCUGUUCCUAUGCGAAACCGUUUUGAAGUUGAUUGCAUAUGGUAUCAAGAACUUUUUCAAAGAUCCAUGGAAUACCUUCGACUUCGUGACGGUGAUAGGAAGCAUAGUUGAUGCAAUGGUGGUGGAGUUUGGAGAAAGGGCGGCACAAAUGACAAAAGAAAGGGAAAACUUCAUCAACGUCGGUUUUCUACGGCUGUUUCGCGCUGCCAGACUGAUUAAACUCUUAAGGCAGGGUUACACCAUACGUAUUUUACUGUGGACGUUUGUACAGAGCUUUAAAGCUUUGCCGUAUGUAUGCGGUUUGAUAGCAAUGCUGUUUUUUAUCUACGCUAUUAUUGGAAUGCAGGUUUUUGGAAACAUUAUGGAGCAGCCGACAGAAUCAAUAAAUAGGCACAAUAAUUUUAGAAACUUUAUACAGGGUCUUAUGCUUCUAUUCAGAUGUGCCACCGGUGAAAAUUGGCCAAGUAUUAUGCUCUCGUGUGUGAAAGGAAAAAAAUGUGAUCCAAACUCUGGCAAAAAGGAUGACGAAUGCGGACAUAAUAUAGCCUAUGCCUACUUUGUAUCUUUCAUAUUCUUCUGUUCAUUUCUGAUGCUGAAUCUGUUCGUUGCUGUCAUCAUGGAUAAUUUCGAUUACUUAACAAGAGAUCCAUCGAUAUUGGGCGCUCAUCAUUUAGAUGAGUUCGUAAGGAUAUGGGCAGAAUACGAUCCGAAUGCUACGGGGAAAAUUCAUUACACAGAAAUGUACGACAUGCUUAAAAACAUGGAUCCACCUCUGGGCUUUGGCAACAAAUGUCCUAAUAGAUUAGCUUACAAGAAGUUGAUUAGGAUGAACAUGCCAGUGGACGAUGAAGGGAAAGUUAACUUCACCACGACGUUUUUUGCGUUGGUUAGGGAGAAUCUUAACAUCAAAAUGAGGCCUGCCGACGAGAUGGACCAAGCAGAUGAGGAACUCCGGGAAACGAUAAAAAUCAUUUGGCCACUACAAGCCAAGAACAUGGUGGACCUUUUGGUGCCUCCUGGUGGUCAACUUAACACUGGCAAGCUUACAGUUGGUAAAAUCUAUGCAGGUCUUCUAAUAUUGGAGAGUUGGAGGAGCACCAGGUUCGGACAGAUUGAACCAACUGGAGCUCCGAAGGCGUCGUUUUUCGACUGCCUUAUGGACGUGGCAGCUGGGCAGCUUGGCGGGGCGGCGGCGGGCAGCCGGGCGGGCAGCCUCAGUCUCGAGGGGACGCCCUUGAUGGGUGGUCAAGCUGAUAGGGCGGCAGCUGCCAGCGAAGAUGCGAGGCAUGCGCUAGCGCCCCCUGACGCCGAAGGCUCACACUCGCUCAUGGUCAAGUUGGCAAGGAGGAACACUAAGCGGAACCGCUCUCUUAGGAGCAAAAAGGUGAUGGAGAUGCAAGAUGUGCUGGGCUCCCGAAGACCGUCCUGUGACAGCAUGGGAGACCAACAUCUCCAUCCUAGUGGUUAUAACAAUACCACUCAUCAUCGUAGAAGUCCCAGUUUAAGGCGUAAUUCUCCAUCUCUUCAAAGAAGUCCAAGUCCUAGGAAAAGGUAUCCUCACCAUCUGCAUCAUGACAUCGGAUUUUCCGAUACCGUUUCAAAUGUGGUGGAGAUUGUGAAGUAUGAACAUCAAAGGGCAUCGCAAAGAAGCAGAUUUCCAAGAGGAUCAUGGUCUGCAAGCACCAGUCCUGCACGAUCUCCAUCUCCAACCGGCGGUAACGGGAAUCGGUACUAUGCUCGGUACGAUGCUGGUGGUACGCGAUCGUCUCGACGGCACGACUACGGUACGACCAGCCUGUGUCAAAGAUCAAGGUCACCAAGUCCAACCUUGCCAGCUUCGUCCGGUGGUGGGACGUCUAGGUCGCAGAGUCAUCAUCACCAUCAUCAACACUCUUCGUCUAAUACUAGUUGGCAACAGCAACAUUACGUGCAACACAGUCAUCCAAUGCUGUCAAACAAUAGUGGAGGACGAAGAGGCCAAGGUAGAAGGUUACCACCAACACCUUGUAAACCAUCCACCCUUCAGUUGCGACCAGGUCCCAUCAACUUUCCAAAGUUAAAUGCCUCUCCGACUCACUACCACCAACAAGGCGGAGCUCAGCAACACCUCCACAUGCACCAAUCUGGCGGACAUUCGGUGCAACCUCAUUCUGUCCACGGCACUCCACAUUCCGCGUAUAGAGUGACAGCUAGGGACACAGUGGCGACUACCAAAGAGGUGGUGGUAGUACCUUUGCCUUCGAAUCCUGCAUCAGGUAUGAUAGAAGGCAACGUUUCGACUACUGAUGGGUCUGCGCCUCUGAGUUUUGAGCAGGCUAUGGCUAUGGGGAGGGGAGGCAGGGUGCUGCCAAGUCCUGUUCCUAACGGGUACAAACCAAAACCACCAAGGUCUAGGCAUUCCGAUUCAGAUGAAGACGACUGGUGCUAGCACAUGCUUAAUACUCUUUAAGAGUAAUCAACUAGUGCUAAGUGGUAUCGAUACGGACCGUACGUAGAGAAAGUGACUCUUGAGUGAAACAAACAAAACUGUUAUUCAUCAUAUUGCUUAGUACAUCUAGGAAAAUUAUGAGCUAAAUAUAAAAGCAUAAAUCGGCUUGAAUGUUAACUAUAUUUGGAAGCUUUAAUGGGAGCUGAGUUCAGAAAGCAAUCGUAUUCAGGAGUGUUGAAGUCUUGCAAACGACUUACGAAGAUCUUUGAAUUGAGCUCCUUGAAAUAUAAUAUUGAAAAUGCAUGCAAGUUGUGAUUUUGGGUAGUGCUAAUGAGCGUGAUGCUGCAUUCUCACAGUGCAAGAGGUAUACAGGGCGUUUUAGAACUAUGAGAUCAAACCUGUAAGGGUUAUUCAGUGUAACAGUAGAAAACAUUUGACUAUAGGGGCCCAUAUCCGGAAAAGUGUCACUACGGCACUACGACCCUAAGACGCGUUAAAAUUUAGAAAGACGAUGAAUUGCCUAAAUAGGAUUUAAUGCAUUUAAUUUUUGCCUUUUGUA
Acanthoscelides obtectus is the source of this 6556-nucleotide messenger RNA. NCBI's taxonomy places the organism in Eukaryota, Metazoa, Arthropoda, Insecta, Coleoptera, Chrysomelidae. The record is from the annotation of a GenBank genome assembly.